CCCUUCACUUCUCCUUUCACACAAAUAGCUUGGACAUCUGUGUUACUAACCUUUUGUAACCCUUCAAGGAUAAUCGUCAAUUCUGCCUGGAAGACUGAAGAAAAGCACCUGAGAUAAGUAAGGAAAUACUGUGUUGAUUUAGUUACAGUGGUUUGGUUUGGUUCCUGUAUUAGUCAACCCAUCGCACUUCCUGUACCAAGAGGAAAAUAUUCCAACAUGGGCAUGAGUAGCUUGAAACUGCUGAAAUAUGUCCUGUUUUUCUUCAACUUGCUCUUUUGGUUAUGUGGUUGCUGCAUUUUGGGAUUUGGGAUCUACUUUCUGGUUCACAACAACUUUGGAGUGCUCUUCCAUAAUCUCCCUUCCCUCACUCUGGGCAAUGUGUUUGUCAUCGUGGGUUCCAUUAUUAUGGUGGUUGCCUUCCUGGGCUGCAUGGGUUCCAUCAAGGAGAACAAAUGCCUGCUUAUGUCGUUCUUUAUCAUGCUACUGAUUAUACUCCUCGCUGAGGUGACCUUGGCUAUCCUGCUCUUCAUGUAUGAAAAGAAGCUGAGUACUUAUGUGGCUGAAGGCCUGAGUGACAGCAUCAAGCGUUACAACUUAGACAACAGCACCAAGGCAGCGUGGGACUCCAUUCAGUCCUAUUUAAAAUGCUGUGGCAUAAAUGGCACAAAUGAUUGGCCCAGUGGCCCACCAGCAUCUUGCCCCAAAGAUCCACUAGUUAAGGGUUGCUAUAUGAAAGCAGAACAGUGGUUUCACUCCAAUUUCUUGUAUAUUGGGAUCAUUACUAUCUGUGUAUGCGUGAUCCAGGUGUUGGGGAUGUCCUUUGCGCUGACCUUGAAUUGCCAGAUUGAUAAAACCAGCCAGGCUCUAGGGCUGUGAUCCAACUACUGUCUUUGGCUGGAGAGACUUGAUUCAUCUCUGGAUUUCAAAACCAAUUAUACUAUGGAGCCUGAAAUAAUCGCCUUCUGGACUGGAGUUUUUCUCCCCUCUGUCUCUUCACUGUUUUGAUCCCUCUCUAAUACAAUCGGCAAAGACAGUGUAGUUUUAGCCAGUCACUUCUUAUCUCAGCAGGAUGGUCAAUUAUUCACCCAUUCAUGGCAGAAUCUAUUUCCCUCUAUGUGGUGACACUAAUGCCUCAUCAUUAUUAUUAUUAUUAAUAUGGGAAGCCAAGAGAGCCAUCAAGAAUAGAUAAAUAUCCAGGGAUAGGUCUUGAAUUUUUGCAUUUUUCCAUUGUCAAACAAGUCCCUAGUCUCUAAAAUCUCCAUAGGGAGGUGUGGGGUCAGAUUAAUUUUAUCACUGUUAUAACCCUAUGUAACCUUUUCACUGGAAGCCAUGACUCUUAAGAAUGGCAGUAUUUUUUUCUAAUGGGUAGGUUUUAUUUCAAUGUCCUGAUUCUUAUUUACUCAGACUAAAAUAUUUCAGAAGAAAUUAUUCUGUGACUUUGCCUUUGAUAUACAUAACUAUGAAGAACUCAAUUAGACCAAUAUGUCUGGUGGUUAAGGUAAUAGUCACAUUCAGAAGUGUGGGUCUGGCGGUAGCGCAGCGGGUUAAGCGUACAUGGCACAAAGCGCAAGGAACGCGUAAUGAUCCCGGUUCGAGCCUCCAGCUUCCCCCCCCUCCAGGGAAAUCGCUUCACAGCGACUUCACAGGUCUGCAGGUGUCUGUCUUUCUUUCCUCUUCGUUGUCUCCUCCUCCUCUCUCCAUUUCUCUCUGUCCUAUCCAACAACGAACGACAUCAACAAUAACAAUAAUAACCACAACAAGGGCAACAAAAGGGGGAAAAAUGGCCUCCAGGAGCAGCGGAUUCAUGAUGUAGGCACUGAGCCCCAGCAAUAACCCUGGAGGCAAAAAAAAAAAAAAAGAAUUCUGGUGUUACUUCUUUGUUAGAUGAGGUUUUGUUACAUACUAUUUUACCUUUCAGUAAAUGAAAUAUCUUUUAUCUUAAUUGCUACAAGCUCUUAUGAAAGAGAAUUUUCCAUGGUCAAGUUUGAUUCCCCUAUUAGCAAUCCAGGUUUGUUAGUCAUUGCUGCAUAUAGCACAACACUCCCACAUAGUAGAUAAACAAAUAUUCAUUAUCUAGCAUAUUUUAUGUGUUCUGUAUAUGAAAGGUGUUUAGCUGGGUGAUUCUAGUCCAUGGUCUCUCACAUGCUGAAAGGCUCGAUAGGAGAAGAAUCCAUGUUAAAUUCUCUCAUGAGGCAGUUGGUAGAAUUCAGAAGAUCAGCUCCCAGACCCUUCCACAUGGCUCUUGGCAAGUUCAGUGCUUUGCCACUUUCCAUAGGACAAAACAGCUUGUGUACUCCAUGCAAAACAUCCAAAAGAAAAAACAAAUGCAGCAUCCAAAAUCACCCGUAGUUCUUUUAUAACCUACCUUGGGAGUGUCAUCACGUCAUUUUUCAUAUUCUGUUCUUUAAAAACAAAUUGACAAGUGUAGCCCAAACUCAAAUUGAGGAAAUCAUAUAAGGGUGUGGAUACUAGGGAGUGAAGAUAAUUGAGGGUCAUCUUAUAAGUAGCCUACCGGGCCAGGUGGUGGCGCACCUAGUUGAGCACACGUUACAAUGCUCAAGGAUCCAGGUUCGAGCCUUCAGUCUCUACCUGCAGGGGGAAAGCUUUGUAAGUGAUGAAGCAGGGCUGCAGGUGUCUCCUGUCUCCUUUCCUCUCUGGCUCCUCCUUCCUCUUGACCUCUGGCUGUGUCUAUCCAAUAACUAAAUAAAGAUAAUAAAAAUAAUUUUUUAAAAAGAA
Molecule: messenger RNA, 2736 nt
Organism: Erinaceus europaeus (western European hedgehog)
Lineage: Eukaryota; Metazoa; Chordata; Mammalia; Eulipotyphla; Erinaceidae
Gene: CD53
Product: CD53 molecule
Exons: 9
Coding region: 217-876 (219 amino acids)
Cellular component (GO): membrane
Source: RefSeq, a predicted model, not a curated record